Molecule: messenger RNA, 755 nt
Organism: Caenorhabditis elegans
Lineage: Eukaryota; Metazoa; Nematoda; Chromadorea; Rhabditida; Rhabditidae
Gene: F10G2.1
Product: UPF0376 protein F10G2.1
Exons: 3
Coding region: 10-615 (201 amino acids)
Cellular component (GO): membrane
Source: RefSeq, marked reviewed
UUUCAGGUAAUGAAGCAUUUUCUUCUACUUGCCAUCAUCGGCAUAUUGUUCCUGGGUUCUACAUAUGGAGCAAGUGUGGCUACAGAGAAAUUAAAAGCUUCCAACUGCACAAAGACUGAGGGGUUUCAGGCCAUCGCUUGUGUUCUGCGCAUGGCCGAUUUCGCGCAGAAAAUUGAAAAACUUGACAUGGACGAUAAAAAUCAAGUGAAUGAAUUUGAAAAAUCUUGCGUCAGUUUCGCUAAUUGUUUUGAAACCCUCCAGUGUGGUCCAGAAGACCCGGCCGAGAAGAAAAUAAACAAUAUGAUUAAAAACUACUGUGAUGCUGUUGUUUAUGUUGCCAAAGACUUUGCGGAUUGCUCCGAAAAACUUGAGAACAAGAAUUCCACGUGCUACCAAAAUUGGGACCCGUUCCCUGAUGCAAUCGACGAGGAAACUGACGAGAAAAAGAAGGAAAAAAUGCUCCAAGAGGCUUGCAAGAAUUAUUUUGGAAAGGACAACUGUUUGAAAAAAGAGAUUACAGAAAAAUGCAGUGAAACCGAAUGGAAAGGAUUCCGUGAUCAUUUUAUCGGAAUCAGCAACAUUCUGCUUGAAUGCGACUUCAGAAACAUUCAAUGAAAUGUUUCCAAGUUUUGACUGCAAUUUUGAAUGUAUGAAUUUAAUUUCACCAAUGAACUUUGAACAUCUGAAAGUUAGAAUGGUUUCUUACAUAAUUUGAUUUGUGGUCAAAAAAUUCAUUAGAAUAAAUAAUCGUAUAU